CACAGUCUCGUGACUACACUCUGGACAAUAGUCAAGUGAUCCAACAUAUUAAAGACGAGUGCAGGCUAAACUAUUGUAACCUAUUAGUAUAUUCUCUGGCGAAAACAUGGCGUAACACGACCGAACAUUAUGGAUACUCUGAAUCGUCUGUCUGUGAGACGAUAAGGGAAAGAAUGAUCAACAGUUUAGACGAACGACAUCCAAUAUGAGAUUUGACUGAUCGCCAUUUUGGACAAAAACAAAGACGCAAAGAACAACACAUAUUGAACCAACAAACAUUGCAAAGAUUGGAUAAUGGAGAUAUUGACGUGCUGUCUCGGAUGUCCAGGUUGUGCGGACCAAGUCUACAGCAGAAAAAUGGUAGUAGUAGGAGAUGGAGCAGUUGGUAAAUCGAGUCUACUGCUUCGAUUCUCCAGUAAUGAAUAUCGUGAUGAUAUAUACCAACCAACGGUUAUGGAGACUGACGUCAUAUGUUUAGAACUAGACAAUAAAGAGGUGCGAUUAACGGUGUUUGAUACUUCCGGUCAAAGAGAGUAUGACAGGUUACGUCCCUUGGCUUACAAUUCUAAUGAUGUUGUCAUCAUUUGUUUUAGCCUGGAUAAUCCGGGCAGUUUAGAAAACGUAGUGCGUGAUUGGAAUCCGGAAAUACGUCACUUUUGUGGGAAAAUCCCUAAAAUUCUUGUAGGAAAUAAACUUGAUUUACGCGACGGUGAAGAGUACAUAUUACAGAAUAAAGAUGGCUGUGUGACGUAUCAACAAGGAAGUGACGUAGCUGAUAAAAUAGGAGCUGUAGGAUAUAUUGAAUGUUCAGCGAAAAAUAAUAUUGGUGUUAAGAAUGUUUUCUACACGGCCAUACGGGCUUCUUUAAAACACAGACGAAGAAGAUAACACAGGCAUCAUUUAGUCAACUUGGCGGACCUACCUUUUAGAGGUCCCGAGACCUGAUUGUUAUCAGGAUGUUCGAACUAAUGGUAUUUGAUAAUAUAAACAGAAAAACGGCAAUAUGGUGUUGAGCCGGGCUGCAUUCUUGAUAUAGACUGGGGCGAUCCUUCCGGUUGUAUCAAGCUGUUAGCUUACAUGUUAGGGGUGUCGCCUACCGGACAUACAAUAGCAUGUAGACCCUUGUGUUCGGAGUGUGGACACAUUGACCAGUGCCGGGGGGGGGGCGUUGGGCACAUCGACGAGUGCCGGGGGGGAGGGAGAACACAUCGACGAGUGCCGAGUGGGACAAACUGAUCAGUGCUGGGUGUGACAAAUUGACGAGUGCCGGGUGACAAAUUGACGAGUGCCGGGUGGGACAAAUUGACGAGUGCCGGGUGGGACAAAAUGACCGGUGCCGGAAGAUACGCAUUGACCAGUACUUACUCUAUUGCACGUCUAGGGUGACAUGUUAGUUGCAAUUCGAAGCGAAGAAGAGUAGACAUAGAAACACUGCCCCAACCCCCCGUCCCCUCUCGCACUGGUAACCAUAUAAAUAAUAGAGUAUAUUAGUUUCAUGUAUCUAAGUGAAGUAUGGACGAGACGUUAAACUCUAGUUCUAACCAAUAAAAUGAAAUGCAGUUUAACGUCCUUCUUUUCUACACCGACUGGGCUAUUGACUACCGUUAUACGCCAUACAGCGUAGUAUAACAAGACAUUAUACCCGAACAGCGGCACUACGACCUACUCUUAUACAGAAUUCCAACUAUCAAGGUUCUUUUACGUGCACGCCGAUUAAAUUAAAUAACCGAGACUGACAAUCCCAGUUUACUACAAUAUACCAAACAUUAAGAGAGAGAGAGGGAGAGAGAGAGAGAGGGAGAGAGAGAGAGAGAGGGAGAGAGA
This is a messenger RNA of Patella vulgata (common limpet), 1824 nucleotides long. Its product is annotated as rho-related GTP-binding protein RhoA-D-like. Gene Ontology annotation, biological process: small GTPase-mediated signal transduction. The transcript has 4 exons. Bases 295 to 888 code for a protein of 197 amino acids. Gene Ontology annotation, molecular function: GTPase activity; GTP binding. The record is from RefSeq and is a predicted model, not a curated record. NCBI's taxonomy places the organism in Eukaryota, Metazoa, Mollusca, Gastropoda, Patellidae.